Messenger RNA from Pyrenophora tritici-repentis Pt-1C-BFP, 993 nucleotides. Lineage: Eukaryota; Fungi; Ascomycota; Dothideomycetes; Pleosporales; Pleosporaceae. The record is from RefSeq and is a predicted model, not a curated record.
AUGACAUCCCCAACCCUAGAAAUCCACAACCCAAACCCCUGCCCCACCACCCCCCGCUCCCCCAGCUUAACCCUCACCUCCUUUGGCGCCCACACCCUCAAACCCUCCGUCCCCGUCUACCUCCCCUGGAACCUCACAAGCCGCGAAUUCCACGCCCUUCUCCUAUCCAACCCAGAAGACUGUAAAACCUUGUUCCCGCAACACCAGCCCAACUUUGGUUUUCCUGCAUUACGGGAGUGGCUGUCACGGCUCUUGGAUACGCUUUCUACCCAGAGCGAUGAGGAACAUGCCUUUCACGCGCAUCCGUAUAAGUUGCGUAAGCUAGAUAUUGAAUCUGUAGAUUGGUGGUUUGAAGGGAGACUGGGGUUUAUGAAGUUGCAGGCUGAGAUUCGGAAUGAUGAGGAAGAGGAUAACUGGAUUCCUGGGGCUGUGUUUUUGAGGGGUGGUAGUGUUGCUGUUCUUAUCCUCAUACACACCCCCUCCUCAACUGAACCCCACGUCCUCCUAACCCUCCAACCCCGCAUCGCAGCCUCCACCCUCUCCUUCACCGAGAUACCCGCCGGCAUGCUCGACGACUCGGGUAAUCUCGCUGGUAAAGCCGCACAGGAAAUCAGCGAAGAAGCACAUUUAACUGUUCACCACACUGAGCUCCUCAAUAUGUCGGAGCUCGCCACAGAAAACUCCCUAAAAGAGGAAGGAUUGAGAAAUGCAAUGUACCCCUCCCCCGGCGCCUGCGACGAAUUCAUCCCCUUAUUCCUCUGUCAGAAACGACUAACAUCGCGACACAUGGAGUGGUUGGAAGGACGGGUGACGGGGUUGAGGGGGGAAGGGGAGAGGAUUACGUUGAAGCUUGGUAAAUUGAGUGAGUUGUGGAAGGUGGCUGCGAGGGAUGGGAAGGCGCUUGCUGCGUUGGCGUUGUAUGAAGGGUUGAAGAGAGAGGGGAGGAUUCCGGAUGUUUCUGAUGAGGUGGAGAGAGAGCCUGAGGAGUUGUAG